AUGUCUUUUAUCAAGUACGAAACCAAUUUCAACGAGAACGAAUUGAAGGGGAAGACGUUGAUUUUGCCAUCGAUCAGUAUAGCGAAUGUACCGCAAUUAGCUAUCGAGCUGCUGCUGAACAACCAUUCGAAUGAGUUAAUUGGUAGGUUCAACAACGACGGCUUCAUCCAAGUUGCGGGUGGAUCUGCUAGUGGCUUGGUAACUCCCUUGGAAUUGCGUAGGCUGCAAAAGUGCAGCGAUGUCUUCAUAAUCGACCAGCGAUCACCGAUACUCAAAAGCCAUAAGAGUACAUUCGUAGAUAAUCUUAAGGUUUGGGCAGAGAGGCUGGAGCUCGACGUAGUCGUUCUAUCUUCUGCAGAUUCAGCUGCGAGAAGCGACAAUGAGAUCAUGUCAAGCCAGCUGAAGCAACUGUCUAAUAAGGAAGCGAAAUACGAUAGCAGGAUAAGCGUUUUCGAGCCGCUUGAAUUAGGCAGCGCUAAUGGAUCUGGCCUGCUCAAGUCUUACUAUACCAACAUGAAGAAAGCGUGUGCGUUGUGUCUGUUCACAACUGAAGGAGACAACAGGCCUGAUGCCCAUCUCCUCGUAAAGGCGAUUUCAAACGUACUUGGCUUGGAAGCGGUUGAAUUAAAGGAUCCUGGGCAUUGGGAUGGGCUUUUUGGACGCUUAUAUGAUAUUAAAUUAUUUGGCUGA
Wallemia ichthyophaga EXF-994 is the source of this 690-nucleotide messenger RNA. RefSeq names its product Proteasome assembly chaperone 2. Lineage: Eukaryota; Fungi; Basidiomycota; Wallemiomycetes; Wallemiales; Wallemiaceae. The transcript is spliced from 3 exons. Gene Ontology annotation, biological process: proteasome assembly. The coding region runs from base 1 to 690 and encodes 229 amino acids. Gene Ontology annotation, cellular component: cytosol; nucleus. The record is from RefSeq and is a predicted model, not a curated record.